GGGGCGGGGCGGUUGCACGCAUUGCCGGUUGUUCGCCUCGGGGCGCGAGCGGUGGCGGCACAGGCUGGUCAUCCAGUAUCCCAGAAUCCCUGCCAGGGUAAAGGAGACUGAAGGAGGACUAGCCCAAGCCAGGGUAAAGGGUACUGAGGGAGGACUAGCCCAAGCCAGGGUAAAGGGGACUGAGGGAGGACUAGCCCAAGCCAGGGUAAAGGGGACUGAGGGAGGACUCGCUCAGGCCAGGGUAAAGGAGACUGAGGGAGGACUCGCCCAGGUCAGGGUAAAGGGGACUGAGGGAGGACUCGCCCAGGCCAGGGUAAAGGGGACUGAGGGAGGACUCGCCCAGGCCAGGGUAAAGGGGACUGAGGGAGGACUCGCCCAGGCCAGGGUAAAGGGGACUGAGGGAGGACUUGCCCAGGCCAGGGUAAAGGGGACUGAGGGAGGACUAGCCCAGCCCAGGCCAAGGUAAAGGGGACUGAGGGAGGCCAGGGCAAGGGGACUGAAUCAGUAAGCGAGGACCAGGCCAGGCUAAAAGAGAGGUAGCCUUCGUCAAACCAGAGUGAGGGAAGGGUGUCCUGCAACAGUACAUAUUGAGAAGGUGGGCAAGGUACAGUGAAAACACCCAGGCUGAAGGGCAGCGUAGGCUGACGAAGCAAUAGAGAAGAGUAGGCCAAAGUCAGGGAAGGAGGGGCAGGGAUUGAGGAGUCUGUGGCAGGCCAGAGUGAAUGAAGGAGGACAGAUAGAGCAGAACAUUUUGUAUGAGGGAUAACUCAAGGCAGAGUGAGUUUGAAUAGUGAGGAUCAGGAUGGUAGACUGAGCCAGGAUAGCUAAUAUACACAGGUUCAAACUGGGCUGAACGAAGACAGCAGAGAGCCUUGUUUGCAAAAAAUCAAUCGAGAGACCACGCGGACUAAGGAGUCCUGUGAUCCUCACCCUGUCCUGUAUAUGUGAGGGGGAUUGGUAUGGAGAAUGUUGUGAAGAAAUCUCUUGAAACUACUCCCAAUCAGGAUGUGAGAGGGAGGCGACACAUAAUUAAUUCCCUCAUCUCAGGGGCGAUCGCUGGAGCUGUUGCAAAGACAACAGUGGCACCACUGGAUAGAGCCAAAAUAAUAUUUCAAGUAUCUUCAAGAGGGUUCUCAGCCAAGGAAGUUGUGAAGCUGAUUUACCAAACCUAUCAGAAGGAAGGCUUCUUCAGCCUCUGGCGGGGUAACUCUGCCACCAUGGUCCGAGUUGUCCCUUACGCUGCACUUCAGUUCUGCUCUCAUGAACAGUACAAACAGAUUCUGGGAUCCUACUGCGGGACCCAUGGAAGGCCUUUACCACCCCUCCCACGGCUGCUGGCCGGCUCAAUGGCCGGUAUUACAGCCACCACGUUGACUUACCCACUAGACCUGGUGCGAGCACGAAUGGCUGUAACUCAAAAGGAAAUGUAUGGUAAUAUUUUACACGUCUUCAUCCGGAUAUCGCGAGAUGAAGGACUCAAGACCUUGUACAGUGGAUUCACGCCUACCAUCCUUGGGGUAAUUCCUUACGCUGGGCUCAGCUUCUUCACUUACGAAACGUGCAAGAAAUUACAUGCAGAGUACACUGAGAGAGCCUAUCCGUACCCCCAUGAGCGGCUACUUUUCGGAGCAUGUGCUGGCCUGAUUGGCCAGUCAGCCUCCUACCCGCUGGAUGUGGUGCGGCGGCGGAUGCAGACAGCGGGGGUGCAAUGCCGCAAGUACACCGGCAUUGUUGAGACGAUGCGCCAGAUUGUGGCAGAAGAGGGUUCUAUCAGUGGCCUGUACAAGGGCCUCAGCAUGAACUGGUUAAAGGGCCCCAUUGCCGUGGGGACCAGUUUCACCACCUUCGACCUCAUGCAGAUUCUGCUCCGCAAAAUUCAGGACCAUGGUACCUUGCAAAGGUAGUAAUUACAAGGACGGACAAUCUGGAACCUGAGAUUGAAUGAAGAAAGAUGUGUCACACUUAAUAAGUGUCCAGGAUGGGAAUUGACAAUUGCUGGACAAGUAUUUACAAACUGGAGCAACAGUGUGCGAGGCAGUGGAGUUAAUUGUGCCAUAAUGGUAGUUGAAACACUGCAUCCUGAAUCUCCCACCCUGACACUGUUGAAAUAGCCUAAUUUAAUAUUGAUUUUUGUUGAGGCCUCUUUAAGUUGUCUGCUUUUCAAGAUAAAGUUGUAAUGGGUUUACACAGCACAGGAAUACUGUGUAUCCUGCACGGCUUCCAUGCAACAUAUAUGCGAAUAAUGUUCCCAUUCAGUAAAGAGAGGCUGUGACUGACUGCAUGCUGGAAGGUCCCAGGUCUGGUUUCUGCCAUUGGUCUCAGCAUUAGGGAAGUUUGUGGGCACUGGAUGGGAAGCAGGUAGGAUUCCUGAUUGCUGUCCAGCACUGUGGAUAUACCAAGGGAGAGCAGGUGCAGAUUUGGGUGGGCUGCACUUUUCCCUGCACGGACACCCCCCCCCCCCCCCCCCCCCCCCCCCCCCCAGCCCCAACCUUGGUGAAGAUAGCCUGCAGAAACAGCUGUGCUGCCUCGCCCUUGAGAGAGCCGCCCUAUGAGCUGUAUUGCAGUUGGAGCCGACUCCUUCAAGAAGUGCUUACAAAAAAAGCUUUGGGCACGCAUUCACAAUCCGCGAUCUAAAAUGACAAAAGAUGCUGGGUUGGAAGUCUACAACUGCACCUUGUCAAACUUUUUAAGUAAUUUAUUUUAGUUUUAAAAAUAUUUACAAAGCCCCUACACCCCCAAACUAGACAAGCUGACGUUUCCUUGAUAGUUGGAACAUUACAUACGAGGCUUUAACCCAUUGUUGUUUGGAUCAAUGAAGUCCAAACUAGCAGCUGUUCCUCUUUUAUCCCUUUUGCAAAGGGCUCUCACUUUUUUGGGACAAGAGAACUUGGGAAUCCUAGCAGUUUACUGUUGCCAAGUGUUCAGUUUUCUCAUCUGAAAGGUUUCUGAUAUCCCACUAAUAACUUAUUAAAAUUAUCUGUUUAUGAAGGGGCUAUUGACAAGUGAUUUGAAUGUUGCCAAACACAGAAGCUCCUUAUCUCCACCUGGUGCUCUCUUUAGCUCUAAUGUAUCUCUUGAGGAGGUGACAUUCCUUUAAGGAAUGUACAUCAUCUCUUCCCUAACCCUGUGUGGUACCUGUCCUGGGAGUGUUUGAUGGGGACAGUGUAGAAUGAGCUUUACUCUGUAUCUAACCCCGUGCUGUACCUGUCCUGGGAGUGUUUGAUGGGGAUAGUGUAGAGGGAGCUUUACUUCGUAUCUAACCCCACGCUGUACCUGUCCUGGGAGUGUUUGAUGGGGACAGUGUAGAGUGAGCUUUACUUCGUAUCUAACUUAUGCAUCUUAGCUGGAACUGCUCGAUCUGUCAUUAGAUGCCUGAAAUGGGUUUUGUUCCAUUUUCCUGCAGUAUUCCUUGAUGAGCACAAAAAUUUAAAGCCAAAUUGAAGGAGUGCUUCUAGUUUGUGAAAACAAGAAUGCGGUGCAAAUGGGGAAUGGCACUUAUUGGACUAUGUCCCAGUCAGAUCGUGAAAGGAUAUAAAUCCAGAAUGGAUGUUUAAAGAAAAAAAACAGAAAGGAGAUAAUUGAUCUUGUUUCCUAUAACACAUUCCCACUUUCCUGCUUUAAAAUUCCAAUGGUAAAGGAGCCGUCACAAUGAAAUCUGUAGAGAAAAAAAAUCUCCAGAGGUUCUCAUGGGAGAUGAAGUGUUGGAGCGAAUUAACACUCUCCCGUGUCCCUUACUCAGCCCAUCCAAAAUGUCUGUCUGCUAUUUCAGCCCACCCAAAAAGUCUCUCUUUUCCCAUACCUCAGCCUACCCAAAGUAUUUCUCUAGCCCAGCUUAUUCUGUCUUGUUUUCACAAAACAAUGAUUAUCUUGUAUGAUAUUUGCAAUUCGACAUUUUUUUCCCAUAGCAUUGUCCAGCUAUUUCAGGUCACCAAACACAGUAGGGAAUGGACCUCCACCACCGGGGUGGUGGUGGUGGUGGGGGGUUGCUUUGUGCCUCCUGUCGGUGAGGACUUUGUUGGGGUCUGGCCUGUUACCUAAAGUUGCAGCACUGGUUGCUGUGUAACUGCAACAGUAACUGCCAUGAGACCUGGUGUGGACGUGCACAGUGUAUAUGGGGAGAGAGGGGACCAGUCAUGUUGCUUCAUUGCUGGAUUCCAAUCUGCAUCAAGAUCCAAUGUGGCCCUGGGAUUUGCCUUUUAUCACAAGUGACUUUGAUUCAAAGAUGUUGAACUGCAGUCAGUUAUUUGAGUUGAUGAAAAAUAAAAUUAUUUGAGUUUAAAAAA
This is a messenger RNA of Carcharodon carcharias (great white shark), 4283 nucleotides long. It is a transcript of the gene slc25a42, whose product is annotated as solute carrier family 25 member 42. Gene Ontology annotation, cellular component: mitochondrial inner membrane. The transcript has 8 exons. The coding region runs from base 960 to 1904 and encodes 314 amino acids. The record is from RefSeq and is a predicted model, not a curated record. Gene Ontology annotation, biological process: transmembrane transport. NCBI's taxonomy places the organism in Eukaryota, Metazoa, Chordata, Chondrichthyes, Lamniformes, Lamnidae.